AUGAACAUCAGGAGCAGCAGCUGGAUUUCAGUCUGCUGCCUUUUAUCUGCUGUGUGUGUCCAGGCAACCUACUACACGUCGGUGCACUGUCAGUGUAAUGGCCGCUCUCGUUACUGCCUCCGCUACGCUGGAGGUCUGCAGUGCCUCAACUGUCAGGGAAACUCUGAGGGACGCCACUGUGAGCGCUGCAAACCCGGCUUCUACCAGCAGGGGGCGAAGAUCAGCUGCACCGCCUGCGACUGCAACCCCACAGGGUCGCUGAGCGCUACGUGUGACAGCAGGGGGCGCUGCAGCUGUAAGGACGGAGUGAUGGGAGAGAGAUGCGACCGCUGCCGAGACGGACCCAUCGGACCCGACGGAUGUUCACAAAGCCGUCAGCCCAGAGAGGAUUCUGGGAGUCGUAGUCCUCUGUGUUUCUGCUACGGUCACACCAGCAGCUGCUCCAGCCAAUCGGCUUACUCCGUCUAUGACAUCAACUCCACCUUCACCAACGGUCCUGAUGGUUGGUGGGUAGCGACGGCUCAGGGCGUUACCCCCGACGACGUCCACUUCCGCUGGUCCCCGAAGUAUAAGGACCUGGAAGUGAUCUCUAAGAACAGUCUGCCGGUUUACCUGUACGCUCCAGCUUCUUACCUUGGGAACCAGUUGCUUAGUUACGGUCAGAACUUGUCGUUCUCUCUGCGUCUGGACCGAGGAGUCAGACACCCGUCCACCAACGACGUGGUUCUGGAAGGAUCCGGUCUGAGAGUGUCGGCGUCGCUGGGAGACCUGCGCUCCAUCGUCCCCUGUGGACAGAAGAUCAGCUACAGCUUCAGACUGGACGAGCGGAGCGGCAGCAGGUGGAAACCUCAACUCUCCUCCUUCCAGUUUCAGACGCUCCUCCAGAAUCUCACUGCCAUCAAGAUCAGAGCCACGUUUGGAGAGAACGGACGCGGUUACCUUGACAACGUGCAGCUGGGCUCGGCCCGGCGGGGCCCCGGGGUCCCUGCCAGCUGGGUGCAGACCUGCAGCUGUCCUCGGGGCUACGAGGGUGAGUUCUGUGAGCGCUGCUCGGCCGGUUUCACUCGGAGGAGCCAGGCAGAGGGAGCCUUCAGCCCCUGUGAGCCGUGCAACUGUAGGGGGGGCAGCUGCGACCCUCAGACCGGAGACUGUUACUCUGCUGAUGAGACCCCCGCCGACCGGAGCUGCUCGGAGGGUUUCUACAGAGACCCGCUGCAGCCCUCGUCCUGCAGGAAGUGCCCCUGUGCUGAGGGAGUGUCCUGCUCGCUGCCUGCUGGAGCUCAGGACCCCCGCUGUGAGCGCUGCCCCCCCGGGACCACCGGCUCUCGCUGUGACGUCUGUGAGGAAGGUUUCCAUGGUGACCCCGGCCGCGGCGACAGCGUGUACAGCUCGUGCAGACCGUGCGAGUGUAACGGACACAUCGACGUCAGCGUGGCGGGAAGCUGCGACCGACGCAGCGGGGACUGUCUGAAGUGUGUGAACAACACGGAGGGAAGCAGCUGUGAGAGAUGUCGUAGAGGUUUCUUCCACAGCAGCCUGAACGAAGCCUGCAAACCGUGCGACUGCGAUGUUUUGGGCUCAGAGUCGACACAGUGUGAUGAUUCGGGUCGCUGUCGGUGCCGACCGGGCUUCGAGGGUUCAAGGUGUCAACGGUCCGACUGUCCCUCCUGCUUCAGCCCCGUUAAAGCCAAGAUGGAGGCGUACGCUAACAAACUGAAGGACUUAGAGCGACUGUUCUCAGACAUGGACGGAGGUUUGAAACCGACCAACAGCGCUGAGAUGGAAGCUGCUCUGAGAGCGACGGAGCAGCUGGUGAACAACCUGCAGGACACAACCGACCAGCUCACAGAAAUGGAGGAGGGUCUGAAGUCUCGUCUAGCGUCGAUCAGCCGGAGUCAGCUGACCGAAGGCCAGGAGAUCCAAAACAUGGCCGCCGCCGCCGAUGACAUCAGACGCCAGCAUCAGACGUACGAGACGAAGGAAGCGACCGUCCAAACGCUGACGAAGGAGAUGAGACAGAAACUGGAAGCGGCCAAGACGAUCCUCAAAUCACUUGAGUUUCCUGCUGCAGAUGCUCCGCUGGGAUCAAACGCUCUCUCUACAUUGGUGCAGACAGCGACGAGCCUGGCCGACAAACAUCAGACGAAGGCGGACACGGUGGAGCGAAGCGCCAACGACGCUCUGAGAGACUCAGAGAAAAGUCUGGCUCUGGUCCGGACGCUCAUGAACAAAGAGAACAAAGUCAAAGAGACGAUCGGAGACCUGAAAGCCACGUACGACAAGAUCUCGGCUCAGGUGAAGGGUUUUGAGAACCAGGCGAGCCGUCUGAGCGGCGAGGCCCGAGACGAGAGCAAGAUGGCAGACGGCAUGCUGAAAGACAUCGCCAACAUGGAGCGAGAAAUCCCAUCGUCCCUGAAGGUGGAGGUGGACGCCAUGAUGACCCGGCUGGACGGUCUGAAGGAGUCGGUGGACCAGAGCAUCCCAGAAUACGAGGCGCUGCAGGACAGCGUGCAGAGAGACAAGACCGUUGCUGAAGACCUGCUGGCUAAAGGCAAAGCUGCUCAACAGGACUUCAACAAGCUGCUGGACAGAGUCAAUGUCGCGAAGGCCGAAACCGAAGGUGCUCUGAAACUCAUCAACAGCAACAUGGGCGAUCUGGACGAAUCGCUCAACACCCUGAAAGGGUUCGACCAGCAGAUCGCCGGCAGCAAAUCUCAGGCUGACGCUGCCAUCAAGCGUCUUCCUGCCAUUAACUCCACCAUCCAACAGGCCGUCAGAAACAACGCAGAGACGGUGUCCAUCCUGGGAGACGUGUCCAACGCCUACAGCAGCGCACUGGGAACCAUCAACCUGGCGGAGAACUCCAUCAACGGUCUGGAGGGAACCAUUGGCUCUUUGCCGUCUCACGGCGACAUUAUGAGAGACGUCACCAACCUGAGUGAGGGAGCGACCGGUCUGAGAGGGAUCGCAGGCACCACAGCUGGAGAUGUGGCUGCAGAGCUGGAGAAGGCCAGGAAGCAAGAGGCCGAUGCUGGAGAGGCUGCUGUUGGAGCCAGUGCUGCGUUCAACAACGCCAAAAAGACCAGAGACGCUGUGGGAAAAACACUGCGAGACGUCAGCAACCUGCUGGCCAUGAUGAACCAGCCCGGCGUUGUGGACGAGACGCGUCUGAAGCAGCUGGAGGACUCUCUGGCCGACGCUCAGAGAGACGUAGACGAUGUGCUGAAGCCUCGGCUGAGAGACAUGGAGGACCAGGAAUCCGCUCAGCGACGCCGGCUGUCUGGCAUCAACGUGGACAUCGACACCAUCAUGGCCGACAUCGCUAACCUGGAGGACAUCCUGAAGACCAUCCCCAAAGGCUGCUUCAACAGCCCGCCCAUCGAGGAGCCCUAAGAGAACACCUGCUGCCACAUG
Scomber japonicus (chub mackerel) is the source of this 3414-nucleotide messenger RNA. It is a transcript of the gene lamc2, whose product is annotated as laminin, gamma 2. Gene Ontology annotation, molecular function: extracellular matrix structural constituent. Lineage: Eukaryota; Metazoa; Chordata; Actinopteri; Scombriformes; Scombridae. The record is from RefSeq and is a predicted model, not a curated record. The coding region runs from base 1 to 3393 and encodes 1130 amino acids. The transcript has 21 exons.